Molecule: messenger RNA, 3511 nt
Organism: Cydia pomonella (codling moth)
Lineage: Eukaryota; Metazoa; Arthropoda; Insecta; Lepidoptera; Tortricidae
Exons: 9
Coding region: 38-856 (272 amino acids)
Source: RefSeq, a predicted model, not a curated record
ACAAAGCAGCAUACCUAUCACAGAUGUUAUUGUGAAGAUGUCUGGCAGUAAAACUGAUAUUUUUAUUCCGGUAAUUGCUGCCAACACGAACGUCCGACCAAUGGACGUAACUGCACCUCCAAACACUGAAAACGCGAAUAGAGAUGACAAAAAUACGCCCAGAAGUAGAACUAAUGUCCCUGUAAGCUUCAAAUUGUCAUUGAUUGCUGAAGUGAAGAAACAUGACAUUGUCUGGCAAGACCGAAAACAGAAGAAGAAUUCUGAUCUCUGGGACGACGCCUGGCUGAAGAUUCGUAAAGCGCUUCACAUUAAAAAAACGGGAUUCUGCGAGAAGCAAUGGAAGCUACUGUGCCACGGAUACCGGAGCCACAUCAACAGGAACACGCCCAUGCAUAUAGACCUCAUCAGGGAGAUGGCUUUCAUGGCGCCGCAGCUCAAGAAAGCAUGUUCAGACAACGAACCGUCUGACAAUGAAAUGGGAGAACCUGGGUCUCCUGUCAAAAACAAAGUUCCUCAACAAAAUCUAACUCCAAAACCCAAGAAGGUCGCGAAACAGAACAGCUGUUCAGGUCUAGACACCGAGUGCAGCGAGGACGAGCGGGCGUCGGUGGCCAUACUCAAGCUGCUGUUCGCGAGUGUGCCGCCCGACGCCAUGCGCGCGGUGAAGCAGGGGCUCGUCGAAACGCUUAAUAAAAUUGCGCCCGAAGUGCAGACCAAAAUAUUAAACCACGCUAAAGAGCAGCUAGCAAAGUGCGCAGAUUUCGGCAAAAUCGACUGGACGACGCUCGACGUACCUGUUGAAGUCUGCAAAGCCGUUUGGGAGUACAAAGUUAUGAAAAUGGUGCUCACGGACUAAUUAUGAAAGAUAUAUCGACAUUGGUACAUAAUAUGUUCUAAGUGAUUGUGAAUGAUGUGAUGUGUGUUGUGUAGAUUGCUGAAAAUGCGAAUUUGUGUGAUACAUUGAUGUUUCUUUACAUUAUAUGUACAUCUCAUACCAUAUUGGUAAUGGUAAACACUUUUAUAUAAAACUUUUGACAUAAUUUGCAAGCUUAUUAGUAUUUAGGAGUAUGUAAGAAAACGAAUUAACCUUCCAGUAUUUCCAUACCUAGUGACAUCAACUGCUGAGGUGGCUAUGGGAAACAUAAUUUUUUUAACAUUGACGUUUGAAGGAAUGGCUGAAUACAGAAGUAUACUCAGUGUAAACGCACCCAACAACCCCUGCUGUACAGUCAGCUUUAAUAGUAGCACAUCAGACUACACUUCAAAAGUAUCUCCCAUUUUCUAACAGUUAAACAAAAAGAGAUAUGAAUAUGACUGACAUGUGUCGUUUCCAAGCAAAAAGUCCCAUUUUGUCGCUUGCCAUAAAGACGCUUUGACAGAUUAUUCGUAUAAAGAUACAAGCAAAUCUCGGGUAAGCGACAAAGUGGGACCUUUCACUGGACUUCGGCACGUAUGUAAAACAAUUAAACUGUACCUGAUACUUUUGAACGCACACUGUACAGAUUUUUCUUUAAUUGUAAAAGUAUUCAAGGGUGGCAGAUACUUUUGGUGCGUUGUUUGAUCCACUACUAUUGAUGCUGACUUGACACCCUGUCUAAUUGGCUAUUAGAUUAGGAUCUCUAUAUUCCGUUUUGCAGUGGUAAUUAUUUCGAAAUGCUAGGGAUCCUAUGAUACCUAAUAUUGCGGUACAAUAAUAUGUUAACAACAAUAUAAUUCAGUGCAUAGUUACUCAGAUUUAAUUUUGCAGAAAAAAAGUUAGCACUGAUAUAUAUACGCUCCAAGAGAUGAUGAACCCUCCGUGGGUUCUUGAGAGGUGUAAAAUAAAAGACUGUGCGUUACUACAUAGGUUUAUGUAUAACAUUACUAAUCUGAAACAAAAAACCGGUUAAGAGCAUAUCGGGCCAUGCUCAGAGUAGGGUUCCGUAGUUACUCUUCCGUCCCAAUAAGCUAAACUGGAGCUACAACAACCAAGCGACGCCAACGCGCGACUUGCUAAAAAUAUGAACUUUCAUGGUACCACAUCUUCAGACUAUAGUUCGGUUUUUUAGCAUUUUAAAAAAGGUUAACAAUCUUGAUAGGCCUUUAUAUUGAAAAACGCUUUAUGAAAAUCAGUAACUAUUACGUCUAUUACUUAUGAAAGCAAAAUAAUGAAAAUGAUCGUGCAUGAUUUAUAAUUGUUACAUAUUUGCCGGCCGAUAUCGGCCUGUCAGUUAUUCACAAAAGAUGACGUCACCGGGCCUCAGGUUAAAUUUGGCAGUUGCCAACUGUCAAAUAAGCAAUAUGUUGCACACCCACUAGAGCGAAUUGGGAGCGUGCACGAUGGCAACGCCGCUUAGCGUUUGCAACUACUGGGGAGCUGUCAAAUAAUGAGCUUAACAAAAUAAAGAUUUUUCCUUAAAAAUCUUUGCUAUACUUAAUACAGUUACCAAUUUGCAGAAUCUUUUACACACACUUGACUUUUGCUUUACUGAAAAUAGUCAGAAUUAUCUGUGUAUCUUAUAUUAUUCGGUUAUUUUUCUUCGUCGUUGUUUCGAUACAAAUUCAAUGAAAAAAUGUUUGUUUCAUUAUGUUUUGAUGGCCCACUUCAUGAUCUUCUUCAUGGGGGUUACGUAUGAUGCUUUCAAGUAUAAAAGUUUUGCCCUUCUUCACAGGUUUUAAUCAACUCAUUUUAUGUUAAAACAUAUGUUCUUUCGCUUAUCACAACGUUUGUUGUGACAGACGACAGACAACUCCAAAGAGCAUAAAAUAAUCACUACGUUCUGACAACUCUUCGUGCCAAAAGUAUGUUUCUGACGAGCUUUCAGUAACUGUCAUUAUAACUAAUAUUACAAUUACCUAAUGUUGGUACACUGUAUUAGCCAUACUAUUUUAUUAACAUCCAAGCAAAACUCUGCGUUGACAUAGACUAGAUAAAAUAUUUAGCCGUUACGUUGGUAAGCCUGGAAUAAUACUAUAUGAUAUAAAAGCCUAAUUUCUAGCUCGAUGUUGGAAAUAUAUAAAGUUUACUAUUAUUGUUUCGUCCAGUAUUAUUGCAGUUUACCAUUUAUCAGCUAUCGUGACCUAUUUUUUAUCGUAAAUAUGGUUUUAAAGCAAAAAACGUGAACAAAAUAACGGAAUAUAGUAUGGGAAUUGACAGAAACACGGCCACAUCAAGCGCCGUGAUCGUUCCGGCCUCCCGCUUUGCACGCUUCCAAUACCUAAUCAAAAUAAACUUUUGAGGUAAUAAAAUGGUGGCACCUAAGCAGAUUAAUAUUAAAAAAGUCAGCUCGAAUAAAAAUAAUCGGUUAAUUACACAAUGUAAUUCGAUUUAUUUAUGUUUUUCGAUGUUUGUUCUGUCGUAAAAGCAUGAUUUUAAAGGAUUAAUUAUAAUUAUCUCCAUUAAUAGGUACAUCUAACUUUUCUACUAAUAAAAAUAGUUUAGUUUUUUUUGUACAAUCUUAUAAGAUAGCUAUAAGACUAUUGUUACAUACAUAUAUGUUAGAGCUCAAAUAAUAAUAAAAUAAGAACCUUA